AAACGGAAAAAGCGCGUGGUUAGGCCAAUAUUGUCAACUUUCGCAUCAAAAAUUGCGUGAUCGGUUUCAAAUACAACCACGGUUCAGUUUCCGGUGUAUUUCCGUUACGUCAUCGGAAGGAGAUCGUGGAUUCGUUCGUGCCGUUCGUGCAGGCUUCGAAAAGCAUGCGUAUUUGACGGAAGAGGGCCCGCGAAAUAUCCCGAUGACAUUGUAUGGAAACAAAGUGACUGUGUGUUUGGGAUGGCAAAGUUUUCCGUCAGGAGGCACUCUGAUCCUUUCUACGUUCUCGCACUAAAGGAGGCCAUCGUAAAAAUAUCCGCUCAGAAACAGUGCCCGAACGAAGGUAGGAUUGUACGAUCGGUUCUUCAAGAAUUUGAUUGGAGUAAAGCAGAGAUAGUCAAGCAGUUGAAGUUUGCGGUUAAAGAUGGCUUGAUUCUUCAAGUCACCACGUCCUCUAGCCACGGUAGUACUAAGGGAAUCCCUCAGACAGCUUACAGGAUUCUUCGAAAAGACGGCGAAGAUGAUGAUGAAGUACAAGCGCAAAAGAAAAUGCUAUCAUCAAACACGCAUGACUGGUACUGCUGGGACUGUCACAAAGCAGGGGAAGUUAUAGCAUGUGAUUUCUGCCCGCGUGUAUUUCACAGGAAAUGUGCGCAUUCUGGUACUGUGGCCAAUGGGAAGUGGAAAUGCCCAUCUUGCCAGCCACAGAAGCUGCCUGUGUUGAUGUCAAACAAGACACCUGACCAGCUAGCAAAACUUCUCAAGUUUACAUUGGAAAGAAUGAAAGAAAAGGCUAAAGAAUACUUGGAGCCAAUUUCCUUGGAAGAACAUCCAGACUAUGAGGACUUCAUCUUUAAACCAAUGGAUCUUAAAAAAUUAGAAAAGCUGGUAGAUAAAAAAACCUUCAAGUCUCCAAAGGAAUUUAGAGAAGAGUCACAGUGGAUGUUCCAUAAUGCGAUGAUCUAUUUUGGAGAUGAUGAUGACAUGACGGAUCUUGCUGAAGCCAUCAUGGAGGACUGCGAUGGAGAGCUUGAAGAAAUGAUUCGAUGCCCUGAUUGUUACUUGAUGUCUAAUACACGAUCCAAAAAUUGGUUCUGUAAGCCAUGUUACUUUCCUCAUGAGCUUGUGUGGGCAAAGAUGACAGGGGAACCUCCUUGGCCUGCUAAAAUGCUAAGCUGGAGUGAAGACAACUCAAAAGCGCUCGUGCGGUUCUUUGGGGCUGCUCAUCAAAGGGCCUGGGUCGGCCGGAAACACAUCAUGCCAAUCACGAGCAAACCGGAAGUGAAAAAACGAUCCCAGAGGUGGGUCCAGGCUAAUGACGAGAUGAAAGAAUAUCAGAGACAGCUGGCUCUUUUAUACCCUGACGCCAAGCAACAGGAAUCGACGCCUUGUCGUAAAACUGAGACCAAGGAAUGCCAGACCGACGUACAGUUAAACGAGGAAGAUAAAGAAAAGAUAAAACAGUUAGAAGAACAGGUUCGUCAAAAAAACGAAGAGCUUGAUUCGCUGACAUCAGACCUAAAGUGCGAGCGAGAGCGAGCGAAACAGCUGGUGGAAGGAGUAAAACGGAAGAAAGAGGAGCAAGACCAACGAGUGUUGCGUGACAAGUCUGUCAGCGAACAAAAGGAAACGUCCGAGAACUGCAGCAGUAAUAGCGCAACUAUCGACCUGUCCAUGACAAGGGACCAGUCCAGUGUUAUUAAAAUGUUACAGGACGCGCUUGAACGCGAGCGUCAAGAGAAAAAAGAACUCAUUGAGAAAGUCACGCGAGAUUCGCAAAAGAACCGUGAGCGUGACAUACAGCAAGCCGUGAAAAGAGCCGUGAACAAGGAAAGAUUGGAGCGAGAGCGGAUCACGGACGAGGCAGUGAAGAAAGCGGUGGAGAAAUGUAAACAGGACAGAGAAAGACAUACACAGAAAGCGCUGCAGAUGGCCAAGGAGGAGGCUGAGAAAUCGGUGCAGGAGGCAGUGAGCCUGGCCAAGAAGAAACAAUGGUGCGCUAAUUGUCGGGCGGAGGCUUUUUAUCCGUGUUGUUGGAACACAAGUUAUUGUACUUUGGAGUGUCAGAAGACUCACUGGUGCACGCACAGGUUCCAUUGCCUGAGGGUCGCGUGUAACUGCAACAGAGAUGGCCCUAUGACGCGGUCGUGACGUCACAAAGUCGGUUUCAUGGACCACUGUCUCGACAGUUUCGCGUCAGACGUUACCAUGGUUAUGCGCGGGGAAUUCUGGGAGUUGCAGUAAAUCGCUUUAUUUGUGAUAAUGGCGAUGUAACAUGGUUUGUUUGUACAGCGGUUAUUUCAUGCCUUAGAGCCUGUUCACACUGACUAAUCUUUUUGAGUUAAAUCGAGUACUAAAUUUUGCAACCUAGUGCAACCCCGAUAUAACCAGUAAACUUCAUUAACAUCGAUGAUCGAGGCACGCUUAUAGCGAACGCCGAAUUUCGGUCCCAGAAAGAAGGAACCAGGACCUCAACAGACAAGGGAAUUAGUUGAUGACAGCUAUUUUUAGUUCUGGAUAACAGAAAGUUAUCGAUAACUAAAUAUCUAAUUCGUGACUUUGCGGCAACUUAUCUUGUCUGUCAUCAUCAGAUAGUCGUCCACUAUAACGCCAAACCCUGAACGCUGACAUGCCCAGCUAACACUACUUACCAAACUUUCGUGUUAAAAACACACUACCAAUCGAUAGCGUUAGCUUCUAAUUAGUGGAGGCCCUGGGUCUCUCCUUCGCAGCUGUCACAGCGAUUCCCUGUGCGAGACCCAUUAACAUCUGUGAAGGAAAUUGCAGACAUAUUUCCAGUAAAUUGGAGUUCAGCUUACAAGUCGUUCAAAAUAGGUCUUGCCACGCUGUUUGUUGUAUCAAGGUUGCACUCAAAUCGCUUGGAGCUUAACGUUUCAGCGGUUGCUGCAUGGUAAAUUACUUUCAGCCAAUCAGGUGCUCAUUUAUGGCUCCCAUGGUUGUUUUCAGUCAUUGUAAAAUAUUCUUAUAGUUAUGUCUAAAACAGUUUGAAUCUUAACCUCCGAGGGUAACUUUUACGUAAUAUUUUUUUAUGUUUUUUUAAGUAAAGUAAUGUAAAGUCCUUCAUUUAAAACUAUUAUCGUUUAAGCACUACAUGCUUGAGGGGUCGUGUAUCUAAUUAAUUAUCUAAUUAUCUAAUUACCUACUGAUAAAACGAAUGUUGUUUUGUUUGUUUGUUUUGUGUAUCCGGUUUUCAUUUAUACAGUUUUAUCGCAAUUCAAACUACUUUGGUGUUCAAGCGAACCGAUGUCAUUUUUUUCCUUGGUGACGCUUUAUAAUUCAUUCUUUCUCUCUUUAAUUCGUAUGGCUUUUGUUGAAGGAUUCCAAUUGGCAAGUGUAAAUAUUGGUACUAUACUGUGUAUUGUUUCAGUUUUUCCGAGACCUUUCUCGGCUGGUCAGCCUGUUUAGGUGAGGUUGCAAAUAAGAACUUUUCUGAACACCCACAUAGAAAUUUAGGCAAACAUCUCUGUGCUGAGAAAGUGCGUAGUUUAGUUUAUUUUCCAUAUUUUUAGACGGAUUGUACAUAAAUUGUUUUGCAAGCGCAUCAAAUUCUUUGCCCUUCAGCGACAGUUGGAGCUGUUAUGUUGUGGGCACCCUUUUGUUUUGAACGAGAAAUCAUUUUGACAUUAAAAAUUUAUCAAUAGUUUCUCAAGCAUAGGGUUGUGGUUUCAAGUAAUGUGCCAACCCCGAGUGUCAAAAAAAAGGAAAAGAACUCUCCGUUGAUCCCUGAAACGUUUUUGCAACCGUGAUAAUGAGCUUUCGUUUUUCUACGAAAUCGUUGUAUGUCCAAAUAUCUAUUUUUAUGAUCCCAUCGAAAGCAGAGAUGUGUGUAAAUAUUCUUAACACGACGUACUGUAAGUGCGUUCCAUAAAAUUAUGACAAAAUCUAAUGUAGGGGCGACAAUCGAUUAACGUAAAACGUAUGUAUUUUGAUACAAGAUCAGAUACAAAUGCAGUAUUUUUAAGAUCAUUAUUAAACAUGGUUAACUAAAUAGGUAGCAAUUGUUUUCUAUCCAACCGAAAUGUACAGUUGUUGUAGCCUUUCUGUCCUAGUAUCCUUGCAGGUCAGUUUUACCGUGCAAGUUCAGUUGCAAGAGUGCGUUCAGAUCAUCGAAAAAUCAGUAACCUUUUGUCUCAGUGACCUGAAUUGUGAGAUUGUAAACACUGAUAACUUUACCAUGAACUGGAAACGAACUAAGUUGUGGAGUUUUGUUAUGUUGUGAAUGACUUUGUAUAGUUCGUAGUGAUUAAACCAAUCCUGUGUUUGGGACAUCAAA
Orbicella faveolata is the source of this 4294-nucleotide messenger RNA. RefSeq names its product zinc finger MYND domain-containing protein 11-like. The record is from RefSeq and is a predicted model, not a curated record. Gene Ontology annotation, cellular component: nucleus. Gene Ontology annotation, molecular function: DNA binding; transcription corepressor activity. Gene Ontology annotation, biological process: regulation of signal transduction; regulation of transcription elongation by RNA polymerase II. NCBI's taxonomy places the organism in Eukaryota, Metazoa, Cnidaria, Anthozoa, Scleractinia, Merulinidae.